Pecten maximus is the source of this 6896-nucleotide messenger RNA. Its product is annotated as acetylcholine receptor subunit beta-like. The record is from RefSeq and is a predicted model, not a curated record. The transcript has 6 exons. Bases 195 to 1574 code for a protein of 459 amino acids. Gene Ontology annotation, biological process: monoatomic ion transmembrane transport; regulation of membrane potential; chemical synaptic transmission. Gene Ontology annotation, cellular component: neuron projection; synapse; membrane. Gene Ontology annotation, molecular function: extracellular ligand-gated monoatomic ion channel activity; transmembrane signaling receptor activity; neurotransmitter receptor activity. Lineage: Eukaryota; Metazoa; Mollusca; Bivalvia; Pectinida; Pectinidae.
UUAUAUAUUACGUUAUUGACAUUAUCAUUGAUAUCUCACAGAACUGCCAAUAGAAAGCACCAGUCUAAAACAAGACAGAUAUCUGACUUGGGGUACCUCAGUCGUUCAUCAUAUCGGUACUCAUGAUGAACGUAGGAUUUUUGGACUAUUGAGGGAAAUAGAACUCGGCGUCACGGUUCCUACAUUCUUCUACUAUGGAGUUAAAUCUAGUUAAUUUCAAAAGUUUGGCCCUUAUAUUAGGACUGGUGGUGUGUUACUUCGAGCUAUCCAUGGCGGCCAAACCUCCCCUACCUUACUCCAAAGAUGUAGAGACUGCCUUAAGAUCAGAGUUACUCGCCAAUUACUCAGUUGACCAACGUCCACAAGAACUUGUGGCCAUCACUGUGUCACUCACAUUGAUUACCAUUAAUGACAUGAAUAUCAAAGCCCAGGUGUUGUCCAUAUCGGGAUAUUUCAAUCUGGUUUGGAGUGAUACUCGCUUAGCAUGGAACAAUCUUCCAGAUUACGCCAAUGUUCGCUUUCUGUUCAGCUCACAAAGUGUCCUAUGGAGACCGGCUCUCGUCGUCGACAACUCUGUCGACAACCUGAACGUGAUCAGUAAACCGGAUGUUCCCAUGCGUAUUCUAAAUAAUGGUAUGGUCGUUUGGAACCCGGCUGACAUAUACCGCGUCUCCUGUGAGUCAGACACUACCUAUUAUCCAAUGGACACACAGUCGUGUGUUAUCUCCCUUAGUUCGUGGUCCUAUACCAGCUUUGAGGUAGCUUUGAAGUUAGACCGAACAGAUGACGUCAACCUAGAUUAUUAUUCAGAAAACGGAGAAUGGGAAAUGAUAAGUGCAUACGGAGACCGACAGGGGGCGGCUGAGAAGGUAAAGGGCGGAUCAAGCUUUUCUUCAGCCAAGUUCUACAUCCAGUUGAGACGUCGUCCUUUGUUUCACAUCCUCAACACGCUAUUUCCUGUAGCCCUGAUGGCCGUGCUGAGCGCCAUGGUGUUCAAACUUUCUGUGGAUUCGGGAGAGAAAAUCGGAUUCUCGCUGACCGUCCUAUUGGCAUACGCAGUGUACCUAACACUCAUCUCAGAGAGCAUCCCUAGUACCUCCAUCACCAUAUGUUACCUAUCGAUCUACUUGUCCCUGGUCCUGACACUUGGAACGAUGUCUGUCCUGUGUACAAUAGCGGUGGUGACCAUUUACAAUCACCCUGACGAGGAGGAACCCGUACCCUCAUGGCUCCGUAUGCUCACAGUCUGUUUGAUGAAGGUCACCUGCUGGAAUAGCUGCAAAUGCAAAUGCUGCAAGAGGGAAACAAAGAUCCGCCCCACACCUGACCACGUAAACUCAAUCCAAGUUGAAGACUGUUUUGAUAUGGGAGUACCGUUUAAUGAGAAAGCUGCCAUACCACAGGAACUAGAAGAUAGUGAAUGUGAAAGAGACAAACAUAUUAACUGGAAAGUUGUGUCUCGCGUGCUUGAUCACUUCUUUUUCCUUAUGUUCAUGUUUAUGAUCGUGUUCGCCUCCGUUGGGUAUUUCUUGCUUAUUGGAUUUAAAUACUGGGAAAUUACAACAAGUGGUUGAUCAAAUCCACCAUAUUUGCAGUUCUUCAACACAGAUAUUGAACUGAAAAUGCAGAAUAGCAUUUCAAAUUUAAUUUUGCAUGAUGUGAUGUGGGCUAUGUAAUAAUAUUUCUUAUUCAACGCUAGUCUUGAAAUGAAGGCAUGAAACAAUAGACUCUUCAGCAGGCAAGCCUCGUGUAAAACGUCCACCAUUAAGCUAUACCACUGAGUCAAGUCUCUUGUUUGCUUUAAGAAAUAGUAAGGAUUCGUGUGUGCGCUCGUAUUUACACAUAAACCAAGAUCAUAGCCACGUAUAUUAAUCAACCAAGAUCAUAGCCUCGUGUAUUAAUAAACCAAGAUCAUAGCCUAGUGUAUCAAUAAACUAAGAUCAUAGCCUCGUGUAUUAAUAAACCAAGAUCAUAGCUUCGUGUAUCAAUAAACCAAGAUCAUAGCCUCGUGUAUCAAUGAACCAAGAUCAUAGCCUAGUGUAUUAAUAAACCAAGGUCAUAGCCUCGUGUAUAUAUAAACCAAGAUCAUAGCCUCGUGUAUCAAUAAACCAAGAUCAUAGCCUCGUGUAUUAAUAAACCAAGAUCAUAGCCACGAGUAUUAAUAAACCAAGAUCAUAGCUUAUUUAGGCUAUACCACUGAGUCAAGUCUCUUGUUUGCUUUAAGAAAUAGUAAGGAUUCGUGUGUGCGCUCGUAUUUACACAUAAACCAAGAUCAUAGCCACGUAUAUUAAUCAACCAAGAUCAUAGCCUCGUGUAUUAAUAAACCAAGAUCAUAGCCUAGUGUAUUAAUAAACUAAGAUCAUAGCCUCGUGUAUUAAUAAACCAAGAUCAUAGCCUCGUGUAUCAAUAAACCAAGAUCAUAGCCUCGUGUAUCAAUGAACCAAGAUCAUAGCCUAGUGUAUUAAUAAACCAAGGUCAUAGCCUCGUGUAUAUAUAAACCAAGAUCAUAGCCUCGUGUAUCAAUAAACCAAGAUCAUAGCCUCGUGUAUUAAUAAACCAAGAUCAUAGCCACGAGUAUUAAUAAACCAAGAUCAUAGCCUCGUGUAUUUAUUCUAAGAGCAUAGCCUCGUGUAUUAAUAAACCAAGAUCAUAGCCUCGUGUAUUAAUAAACCAAGGUCAUAGCCUCGUGUAUUAACAAACCAAGAUCAUAGCCUCGUGUAUCAAUUCUAAGAUCAUAGCCUCGUGUAUGAAUAAACCAAGAUCAUAGCCUCGUGUAUUAAUAAACCAAGAUCAUAGCCUCGUGUAUUAAUAUCCAAGAUCAUAGCAUCGUGUAUAAAUAAACCAAGAUCAUAGCCUCGUGUAUGAAUAAACCAAGAUCAUAGCCUCGUGUAUUAAUAAACCAAGAUCAUAGCCUCGUGUAUUAAUAAACCAAGUUCAUAGCCUCGUGUAUUAAUAAACCAAGAUCAUAACCUCGUGUAUUAAUAAACCAAGAUCAUAGCCUCGUGUAUUAAUAAACCAAGUUCAUAGCCUCGUGUUUUAAUAAACCAAGAUCAUAGCCUCGUGUAUUAAUAAACCAAGAUAAUAGCCUCGUUCAUUAAUAAACCAAGUUUAUAGCCUCGUGUAUUAAUAAACCAAGAUCAUAGCCUCGUGUAUUUAUUCUAAGAUCAUAGCCUCGUGUAUUAAUAAACCAAGAUCAUAGCCUCGUGUAUUAAUAAACCAAGAUCAUAGCCUCGUGUAUUAAUAAACCAAGAUCAUAGCCUCGUGUAUUAAUAAACCAAGAUCAUAGCCUCGUGUAUUUAUUCUAAGAUCAUAGCCUCGUGUAUUAAUAAACCAAGAUAAUAGCCUCGUGUAUUAAUAAACCAAGAUCAUAGCCUCGUGUAUUAAUAAACCAAGUUUAUAGCCUCGUGUAUUAAUAAACCAAGAUCAUAGCCUCGUGUAUUAAUAAAACAAGGUCAUAGCCUCGUGUAUAUAUAAACCAAGUUCAUAGCCUCGUGUAUUCAACCAAGAUCAUAGCCUCGUGUAUUAAUAAACCAAGAUAAUAGCCUCGUGUAUUAAUAAACCAAGUCUAUAGCCUCGUGUAUUAAUAAACCAAGAUCAUAGCCUCGUGUAUUAAUAAAACAAGGUCAUAGCAUCGUGUAUUAAUAAACCAAGAUCAUAGCCUCGUGUAUUAAUUCUAAGAUCAUAGCCUCGUGUAUUAAUAAACCAAGAUCAUAGCCUCGUGUAUUAAUAAACCAAGAUCAUAGCCUCGUGUAUUAAUAAAACAAGGUCAUAGCAUCGUGUAUUAAUAAACCAAGAUCAUAGCCUCGUGUAUCAAUUCUAAGAUCAUAGCCUCGUGUAUUAAUAAACCAAGAUCAUAGCCUCGUGUAUUAAUAAACCAAGGUCAUAGCAUCGUGUAUUAAUAAACCAAGAUCAUAGCCUCGUGUAUUAAUAAACCAAGUCAAGCCUCGUGUAUUAAUUCUAAGAUCAUAGCCUCGUGUAUUAAUAAACCAAGAUCAUAGCCUCGUGUAUUAAUAAACCAAGGUCAUAGCAUCGUGUAUUAAUAAACCAAGAUCAUAGCCUCGUGUAUUAAUAAACCAAGUCAAGCCUCGUGUAUUAAUUCUAAGAUCAUAGCCUCGUGUAUUAAUAAACCAAGAUCAUAGCCUCGUGUAUUAAUUAUAUAACAUCAUUUUCAUGCGGUUUAAUGUUAAAAAAAAAGAAAACAUCUUCACAGAUAGAACAAUGUUAGCAAAAGGAAGAACCAUUCUUUCAAACGCUCCAACUUUGGGCACUAUAAAGAGGAUGUGCCUUUUAAUUGCAUGCCAUUAUUGUGGAGCAGAAUGUGUGUUAACGUUGUGUCAUGCCGUUAUUGUUUUAAAUUAGCAAAUUCUCUGAAGAAGAAACUGUUUCCAUUCCUGGUUUAAUGAAAACCGUUUUAUCAUUAACGUAUCAGGAUGCAGGUUUUAGAUUAAACUCCAAGAAGUUAUCUAGUAAAUAUCAAUAAAAUAGCAAUCCAUAAGUAUGGAUCAUUGGUAUCCUCAGUUACAGCACGUACGCAAAUCGUUUUUUGAGAUGACCUUGAAUAGAACAAUAACUCCCGACAUAAACAGCAGUGUUUACUUACAAGUGUUCAAUUUUUAAUGCUGAGCAAAUCGAAAUUGUAUUGUCCGUUUCUAUAUUUAUUUACAUUGCCAGUGUAAAGUGUUUUAUUCGAUACCACAAGAACUUGAACAAGCUCCUUAACUAAUUUAUUAAAUUUUUUGUCGUCAAUAGACAAAGUAUAACGAAACAUUCGUUUUUAUUUUAACAUUGAUUAAUUCCAUGAUCUGAACGCAUACAUGAAAUGAGACUGGAAUUUAUCAAGUAGGAAUCGUUAGAUUUUAUAUACGGUAAGUUUCAAGUAAUUAGGUUGUAAUUCUACUACGACAGUAAAACUACUUUGUCUUUACGGAUAUCGGGCAAUAUACACAUUGAUAAAUAUUCGAGUAAACAACUGUUCAAUACUCUCCGAAAACAGACAAACAUAUAUAUAGUUUAGCGAGUCCAUUGCCUCACUAGCCGCACUUUCGUACAAAUUCCCACAAUAGACUUGUACGCAAGUAUAAAUCAUAUAUCCUAUAAUAAACAGACGGGUUGUUUACAUAGCGGCUUUACUGAGUUGGUCAUUUAUAUUGGAUUUAAAUGCAACCUACAUAGAAUGAUAUAGAUAUAAUGAAGGGACUAGUUUUAUUUUUCAUGUUGUGCUUAUGAAGGAGUUAGUAUGGUUAUAAUGUAUAGAUACAUCCGAGCGUUGCACAUAUACAUGUUGCCACGAAUGUUAUCAUAAGUCCUCGUAUUUACAAUAUAUAUGUCAUUAUGAUUUAACUUGUUUUAAAGGAGAUACAUUGACUAGGGUAUCGUCUUUCUUACCUUCAGUAAACAGUGUUAUCUGUGCAAAUAUAUCGUAUCAUAAGUUUCAGAUUGAUCGUAAAUUCAUUCAAGCCACGUCUGGUUUGUUUUAAUCACCAUUCAUGUAAAACGUUUUAUUUACAUCAAAUUGAAAUUAUUGAUAAUUCCGUAGUGUGUUUAAUAUGAAUGACCACGGUUCAUCCUAAUGCGUAUCUUAAUCAUGUUUAAUACGUUCAUUUCUCGUUAUUUUAUGAUCACUUAUCUGUUUUAAGUGUUUGUUUUUCUAUCAAUUGUUUCCUAUGGACUCCCUGUUGUUUUAAGUACGUCAAUUUUGUUUCAUUAAAAUAUCCAUUACUUGGAUAUACAGUGUUUUAAUCAUGUUUAUAUGUUAUAUGUGUUUAUAUAAAACGAAACAAUUUAUUCAAGGCAUAAAAUUACUGUCAGUCUCCGUGGUACAUCGGGCACACGGCGAUAGGUAAUUGUAUGUAGAUUUACUGUCUCAGUAUCUUAUAAGGGUCAAUUAUUUACAAAUGUCAUUUUCCGAGAUUUAUCGACUCUAUUCUUUGAUACAGAUUACUACAGUCGAACCUCGUUAUCUCGAGGUAAGUUCAGUAAUGACAGGCUUCGAAAUAUUCCAAUGUGUCCGAGAUUACUGAGUACAUUUCCUAUAGAAUGUUUACUGGUGGAACUGAAUUUCUUCCUCGAUUUUGAAAGGGAAAAGGGCAUUCAAGUUAUCAGAGAUCGAUAUAAUGAAGUUUGUUGUCUUUAAUUAUCUGCUACUUUGAUUCUGACCUUCACUCCUAUUUUUCACCUUUCACGUACAAUGCAUAUGAUUUUAACCGCUGGAAUCAUAUAAUUCGUAUUGCAAUAUACACGUACUGUAUAGACAGAUCCCAAUAUUGUAUUUUGUAUUAAAUUUGUCGAUAGCAGGUAAAAUUUCAAAAGAUUAAUGUUUGAUUGAACAUUUUGAUAUCUUUUUCAAUUCUAUAAAUGCUGUGUUAACAGUGAUAAUAUCUAACCUGUCUAGUUGUCAUACAGUCGAGUCAACUGAAAGUAAACACAUAAUAUGCUUCAGAAAUGCUCUUUACUAUUAUGUAUAUUUUGAUGAUUGUCAAUCUACAAUAUUUAAUAUUCGAACUACUUAGAAUGACUUCAGUUUUAUUGGAUAUACAGAGUCAAAAUCAUUUGGCUACAGUUUAUAACUAACGCAAUCGUAAUUAAAAGCAAACACUGCAAAGUAUAUGGUGAUUUUUUUAUAUAUAGGCUUACUUUACCGGUUUAAAGUUUCCAGUGUGUUCUGCAGUCUUGACGAUUUGUUCGUACCAAUGGGAACUCAAGCUCAAAGAGAUAUGUUCAAUCACUUCAUUUACAUGACGAUUGAAUAUAUGAACACAAAACAGCGGUCCGUGAAUUUGUUUAUAUAGUAUAGUUUAAGAUUUUUGUCACAUAUAUUGGUAUUGAAGUUUAUAAUUACUGUCACACUACUAAUGAUAUGUUGUGUUUUAUCAAUAAAAACUAUAACAAAAAAUACA